GUUAAAAUCUAACUCGUUCGAUUCGAGCUGCUGCUCCUCCCUCUCCGGGCGAGAUCCUCUCGCCGUCGUUCGCUAUCGCGCUUGUCUCGCCGUCUAACCGACCUCCAGAAUCCAAAACCCUAGCGCCGCAGCCGAUCGGACCUCUUGUGGCCGAGAAAUCCGUGGUCGUUCGGCUUCCCUCUGUGUCGCGAUGGAUCUCGCCAGCCUCACCGUUGUACUCCGCGCCGCGCUCAGCCCCAUCCCGGAGGAGCGCAAGGCUGCCGAGCAGAGUCUUAAUCAGUUCCAGCAUACACCACAACAUCUAGUAAGGAUGUUGCAGAUUAUAGUAGAUGGUAGCUGUGAUAUUGGUGUACGGCAAGUUGCCAGCAUUCAUUUUAAAAACUUUGUGGCAAAGUACUGGUCACCUCACGAUCCUGGUGAAUCUCAUGAAGUAUUGGAGAGUGACAAGAACAUGAUUCGUGAGAAUAUUCUUGGUUUUAUUGCCCAGGUUCCGCCACUGCUCAGAGCUCAACUUGGUGAAUGCAUCAAAACAAUUAUCCUAGCUGAUUAUCCAGAAAAGUGGCCAAAUCUUCUGCACUGGGUAAAAUGCAAUUUGAUGUCACAAGAUCAACAAAUACUUGGAGCAUUAUAUAUCCUACGAUUUCUUGCUAGAAAAUAUGAGUUCAAAUCAGAUGAAGAGAGGACACCACUUUAUCUUAUAAUAGAAGAGACAUUUCCCCUCUUACUUAAUGUAUUUAAUAAACUUGUUCAUGUUGUUAACCCUACAAUUGAAGUGGCUGAUCUAAUUAAGCUCAUAUGCAAGAUAUUCUGGUCAUCCAUAUAUCUAGAAAUCCCAAGGCCACUGUUUGAUCCCAAUGUGUUUGGAUCGUGGAUGGUUCUAUUCUUAAAUAUUUUGGAAAGGCCUGUUCCUUUGGACUGCCAACCUAGUGAUCCAGAAGUCAGAAAAUCAUGGGGAUGGUGGAAAGUCAAAAAGUGGACAAUUCACAUCUUAAAUCGCUUAUACACUCGGUUUGGGGAUGUGAAACUUCAGAGGCCAGAAAGCAAAACAUUUGCUCAAAUGUUUCAAAAGAACUAUGCUGGAAGAAUUUUGGGAUGUUAUCUACAGAUGCUUAAUGCUGUUCGGAUAGGAGAAUAUUUACCAGAUAGAGUUACCAAUCUUUUACUUCAAUAUCUUGGCAACAGUAUUCCGAAGAAUAGUAUGUACCAGUUGCUGCAACCCCAGCUAGACAUUGUUCUCUUUGAGAUAGUUUUUCCACUCAUGUGUUUCAAUGACAAUGAUCAGAAUUUGUGGACUGAAGAUCCACAUGAAUAUGUAAGGAAGGGAUAUGAUAUAAUAGAAGACUUGUACAGUCCGCGAACUGCAGCCAUGGAUUUCGUGAGUGAAUUAAUGCGAAAGCGUGGGAAGGCAAACUUUGAGAAGUUCAUUCAAUUCAUUGUGAAUGUUUUCAGGAGAUAUGAUGAAGCACCUGUGGAAUUUAAGCCAUAUCGUCAGAAAGAUGGUGCUCUUUUAGCAAUUGGAGCUUUGUGUCAUAAACUGAAGAAAGCAGAACCUUACAAGUUAGAACUUGAGCGUAUGCUAAUUCAACAUGUUCUUCCAGAAUUCACGAGUCCUGUUGGUCAUCUACGGGCAAAGGCAGCAUGGGUUGCAGGGCAAUAUGCCAAUAUCAACUUCUCAGAUCAGAACAAUUUCCGCAGAGUGUUUCAUUGUGUCAUUGCUGGCUUUAAAGAUCCAGAGCUUCCUGUGCGUGUUGAUUCAGUCUUUGCUUUGCGUGCUUUUGUUGAGGCAUGCGUAGAUCUAAAUGAGAUACGCCCAAUUCUCCCUCAGUUACUUGAUGAAUUCUUUAAACUUAUGAACGAAGUGGAGAAUGAGGACCUUGUUUUAACUCUUGAGACCAUCGUUGACAGAUUUGGUGAAGAGAUGGCACCUUAUGCUAUUGGGUUAUGUCAGAAUCUGGCUUCUGCAUUCUGGAGGUGUCUCGACUCAUCUGAAUCAGAUGAUGAUGCUGAUGACUCAGGUGCAUUAGCAGCUGUUGGAUGCUUACGUGCCAUAAGCACGAUUCUUGAAUCUGUUAACAGGCUUCCCCAUCUCUUUGUCCAAAUUGAGCCUACUUUAUUGCCUAUACUGCAGAAGAUGUUGACUACAGAUGGCCAAGAUGUUUUCGAAGAAGUUCUGGAAAUAGUCUCCUAUCUGACAUUUUACUCACCAACAAUUUCAUUGGAGAUGUGGAGCCUUUGGUCUUUAAUUGUGGAUGCACUUGGAGAUUGGGCUAUAGAUUUCUUUGAUAAUAUUCUUGUUCCGUUGGACAAUUUCAUAUCCAGGAGUACAUCACAUUUUUUGACAUGCAAAGACCCUGACUACCAGCAAAGCUUGUGGAAAACUCUUUCAUCUAUAAUGUCGGACCAAAACAUUGACGAUGCUGAUAUUGAGCCUGCUCCUAAGCUAAUUGAAGUUGUAUUUCAAAAUUGUAAAGGACAAGUAGAUCACUGGGUUGAGCCUUAUUUAAGGAUCACCAUCGAACGAUUGCGUCGAGCAGAGAGGCCUUAUUUAAAGUGCCUUUUGAUGCUAGUGAUUGCAGAUGCUUUUUAUUACAAUCCCAUAUUGACACUUGGGCUACUACAUAAGCUUGGGGUUGCUGCAGAGGUUUUCAAUCUCUGGUUCCAGAUGCUACAGGAAGUGAAGAAGAGUGGUUUGCGUGCCAAUUUUAAAAGGGAACAUGAUAAAAAAGUUUCCUGUUUGGGAUUGACUUCAGUUCUGAGUCUUCCAGCUGAUCAGUUGCCAGGAGAAGCAUUUGAACGAGUCUUCAAAGCAACACUCGAUCUUCUUGUUUCUUACAAAGAUCAGGUUGCUGAAGCUAACAAGCAGGAUGAUGCCGAUGAUGAUGAUGAUGAUGAUGACAUGGAUGGAUUUGAUGACGAUGACGAAGAUGAGGAUGAGUCUGACAAAGAAAUGGGAGAUGAUGCUGAGGGCGGGGAUGAAGCCAAUAGUCAAAAGCUCCAAAAACUAGCAGCAGAGGCAAGAGGGUUCCAGCCAAACAAUGAUGAUGACUCUGAUGAUGAUUACAGUGACGAUGAGGAGUUGCAAUCACCAAUUGAUGAAGUGGACCCUUUUAUUUUCUUCAUGGAUACUAUCCAAGCUGUGCAAUCAGCCAAUCCUGCUAGGUUUCAGAACCUAACCAGGUCAUUGGACUUCCACUAUCAGGCUCUGGCUAGUGGUAUCGCUCAACAUGCUGAACAGAGAAAGGUGGAGAUUGAAAAAGAGAAGCUGGAAAAGACUUCAAAUUAGUGAUAUAUUGGUAUAUCUGCCACAUUGGUAAUUUUCCAGUUGCUAUGGUCGUGAUCAUUCCUUUAGUAGACGAAGACUGAAUCUGGUUAUGUUAUCCUUGAUUCUUUUUGGUGCGAAGUGCUCAAAACACCAUCGGCUGUGCAACUCGGAUAAUUAUCAUGGUACUUGGCUCCUAAUUUUUUAUAUUCUCCAGAAACAAGAUGAUAGAUACAUGGUAGGACAUGUGCUGCUAUCUUCGAUAAGUUUUGUUGAAGUUUUUAUUGUAGAAUUGGCAACUUCAUGAUGCGUGGAGUUGUCCUCUAUUUUCCAUUCUUGGAUUACAGUGAGAAACGAGUCAUCUGUCUUUCAUGGAGCAGCUAUUGUUUGAGGAAUUGUUUCCUAAGCAUAGCAUCAGCCAGGUAUAGAGUGUAUAGUGUAUGAUUAUUAUUGAGGGAAUUCUACUUGUCUUUGGAAAGGGGUCAGUCAUUGUGUUAUACUUUGGACUCAGAUUUAUUUAUUGGUCAUCCUUCACCAAUCAAGGGGUGGUUUUAUGUAA
Zingiber officinale is the source of this 3818-nucleotide messenger RNA. RefSeq names its product importin beta-like SAD2. Gene Ontology annotation, molecular function: small GTPase binding. The transcript has 22 exons. The coding region runs from base 191 to 3283 and encodes 1030 amino acids. Gene Ontology annotation, biological process: protein import into nucleus. Gene Ontology annotation, cellular component: nuclear envelope; cytosol. The record is from RefSeq and is a predicted model, not a curated record. NCBI's taxonomy places the organism in Eukaryota, Viridiplantae, Streptophyta, Magnoliopsida, Zingiberales, Zingiberaceae.